Molecule: messenger RNA, 1196 nt
Organism: Amoebophrya sp. A120
Lineage: Eukaryota; Dinophyceae; Syndiniales; Amoebophryaceae
Source: the annotation of a GenBank genome assembly
ACUAUAUUCGUCUCCUGUCAACAUCUCUCAUGAAAUUGUGAAAUGUAGAACGAAAUAAAGCUCAAUAGGAAAAAGAUAAACGCUACUCCUCCACGACUUUUUGAUACCGCCCGUGGCGAAAAAAGAACACCAACAAGGUAAAGAUGCGGCGUGGGAUGGUGGGCCCGGGUGGCAAGGCCGCCUUGUUAAAGGAGCGCGAGCGGAAACUACAGAUGGCCGGGCUGGGUGAGGAAAUUCUUGCCAUGAAGGUGGACGCGGCGAAGGAGUUGUGCAAAACGUUUCGUACGCAGCUUUCCGCGUUCGCGAGUACGUACCGCGACAAAAUCAACACGGAUCCGAAGCUCCGGAAAGAUUUUACCGACAUGUGCCUCGCAAUCGGCGUGGACCCGCUCGCGUUUAGCAGCUGGCCCGGCGAAGAUGAAGCUGAUGACGAACAGCGGCAGCGCCGCGGCGUGGGGGCUUUUCUGCAAAAACUUCUCGGAACAACGGCAAGUCGCGGCAGCUCGAGCGCGCAAGUACUAGAGAAAAAAGAGCAAGAGGCCGUGGCGAGGCGAGCGCGCUCGCAACGAGCCUUUUACGCGGAUUUGGCCGUCCGGGUGAUGACCACCUGUUUGACCACGCGAAAACAAAACGGGGGACUCCUACUGCUCACUGAGCUGCUGCAAAUUUUAAACGGCGGGAGGAACAACGCGGCUAUUGAGAGCAACACGGGGGCUUGUUCUACUACAACUUCUUCGCAAACAAGAGCAUCUUCACAUGUAGCAGCUGCAGAAGAACAGCUCUCACAACCAAGUUCGGCGUCGCAAGAAGGACCUCGUCCCGCAACCACUGAAAUAACGGAAAAGGAUGUUCUCAUGGCGGUGGAGCUGCUAGAAACGUCCUUCGGUUCCGGCGUGACCGUGAAGCGGUUGGCGAAUGACGUCCGCGUGGUGUCGUCCGUGCCCGAGGAGCUCGACACGGACCAAAACUUGGUGCUGGAAUUUGCAGGGCGUGAAGCCGGGGUGCUGCCGCGGGACGCGUUUCUGCGCGACGAGAGGUUUCAGCUGUGGUCCCCCAGUCGCGUGGAAAAGGUGUUGCGGUUUUUCGUGCGCGAGCAGCUGUGUUGGGUGGACCGGGACCCAGAGAGUGGGGCGGAAACCUUCUGGUUCCCCUCGAUGACCAUGACUUUGCUGCGGGUGGACCAAGACGAUGGAUGA